This is a messenger RNA of Salvelinus sp. IW2-2015, 2922 nucleotides long. The record is from RefSeq and is a predicted model, not a curated record. Lineage: Eukaryota; Metazoa; Chordata; Actinopteri; Salmoniformes; Salmonidae.
ACUAGGAAGAGUUUCCAUACACGAAGACUUCAGUUGGACUCCACUAGCAGUAUAAAAAAGGUUUUGGUAACCUUUGUCAAGUAUGAUACUGUAUGUUUAUCUGUGGAAGUGUUCACUUGUCUUCUUUGAUCAACAGGCAGAGACGGAAUGAAUGACAUUGCCUUUCUAAACAAAGACGGGGACAGUUUUCCCACUGAGCCCAGAAAGCAGAGCCCAGUGGUAUCUGCUGCCGCCACAUUAUGCGGGUAUCUGGACAAGCUGAGCGGGCCACUUAAGGUCUGGAGGUCCCUCUGGUUCAUAUACGAAGAGAAGGAGUGUCAGCUGGUCUACUACAAGUGUGCCCAGGAUGUGAAUCCACUGGGAUGGAUUGACCUGUCCAAUGCCAUACUGGGAGACCUACCGCAGGCAGACCAGGGGACCUUCUACAUUCAAACACCCGAGCGCACCUUCACCCUCAAGGCUGUGAAUUGCAAGUCUAUGAUAUACUGGCUAAAGCAGCUCCAGUUGAAGAGGUGGCAUCAUGGGAACAUUUCUGGAAAGCUGUUAAUGGUCACCAGUCACCAUGCACUACGACGAUUCGCCACUCUGAGUGACGUCCUCCUCAGACACACUCCGACAGGAAUUCAUAAGGAAUACUUACUCCGGAGCCGCUCCUCCCAGGAGCUCAGCCACAGCCUCAGCUGGGAGGAACUCUGGGACCCAUUCCUGCCACUCAAAGACAUCCAGGCCCCUCCAUAUUUUGACCAGGACAAAUCACCUCCAAAAACAAAUAUUGAGCCCUCUGGGCCAAAAACACAGUGGGUCCGGGAGAUAGAGGCACCAAAGGAACACCAGAGCUCCCUAAGCAGUGAGAGCUCCUCUUCUAACCCCGCAGAUAAGACUGCUAGUCCACAGCAGGAAGAGCCUGCAGACACUGCCCGUCUUCAACAGGAAGUGCUCAGUCUGGCAGGCCAGGUCAAGGCCCAGAAGGAUCUAGUAUCCCUGUUGCAGAAGGCCCUGGAUUUGGCCCAGCUGGAGAAAUUGACUCCUGCAGUAGAGUCCCUGAGGUCGGAGUGUGAAUGGAAGAGUUCCAACUCACAACCAUGGAAUCAAGGCGAGUGCAACACAGAUAAUUCUUAUGGCCUGCAGGUUGCGCCACUGCUGCGGCACGACUGUGUGGCCGAGUCUCAGGAUCACCUCCGGCUACUGGCUGAGAGGAACCAGGCUGAGAGAGAGUUGGUCCACCGUCUGUCCCAACAAGUGGCUGAGAGUUUGGCCCACCCCCAGCGAAGCCUCGUCCGCGGUUGGACUGUCCUUGAAACGCAGGAGCAGCUGAGACAGGAGAUUAGGAAUCUUAAGGACAACAUUGAGGCCUACAAGACUCAGAAUACUUACUUGAACGCAGAGAUCUACAAGCUAACCAAAGAAUGGAGGCAGAGUACAGAACAAGAGAAGUGCUUGAUGAUAAAGGUUGCCCAUCUGGAGGCCAAGGUGUUCCGGAUGGAGAGCAGGUCUCUGACAGUCCUCUUCAAGCUACAGGAGAGCAGAGGUUUGGAGAGACACAGGGAAGCCAUAAAGACCCUGAUCACUGACACUCUUCGGGAGGGCGGGAGGGACAUUCUGGAACUGAACCCUACUGUCGUCAUUUGUGUGUUGUGUAGGGAAUAUGAUGAGUAUGGGUUCAGAAUCUCCACUGACAUCCAAAUGGAUGAUAUGAAGCUGCUGGCCAAACUGCAAGCAUUAGGGAUUCGUUCCCACGAUCCCCCACAACAACAGAAGGAUGGGGAAGAGGGGGACGGCGAGCGUCUUUGGGGCCGCUGGGCCCAGCACUUUGAUGGCAGACGAUCAGACAAGGCGGUGGCCUCUCCGAAGCUGAAGGGGCUUCUGAGAAAGGGCGUGCCGCACCACUACAGGCGCCGUGUGUGGCGCUGGAUAGUGUGGAGCCGCACCCGCUCCCUGAGAGAGCGCCACCCCCACUGGUACCAACAGAUAUGCUUUAGGAGCCAGGCUGCGUCGGCCCCCCGGGUCUCGCAGCAGAUCUGGUUGGACCUGGAGACCACUCUGAGGGGGAACCGCCACUUCUCCUUCCCUGCCAAGCGUGCCGUCCGGCAGCUACAUCGUAUCCUCCUGGCCUUUUCUUGUCAUAACCCGUCUGUCGGCUACUGCCAGGGCCUCAACAGAUUGGCUGCAAUGGCCUUGCUAGUGUUGCAGAGCGAGGAAGAUGCUUUCUGGUGUCUGGUGGCCAUUGUCGAGACCAUCAUGCCUCAGGACUUCUAUGGCAAGACUCUAACAGCAUCUCAGGUGGAGCAACGCGUGCUCAAGGACUUCAUGGCAGAGAAGAUGCCGAGACUAACAGCCCAUUUCCACUGUCACGGAGUGGACGUGUCCCUGGUCACCUCCGACUGGUUCCUAGCUGCGUUCGUGGAGAGGCUGACCAGUGACGUCCUGCUCAGAAUUUGGGACGCCUUCCUGUACGAGGGCACCAAGGUGAUAUUUCGCUAUGCAUUGGCGCUCUUCAAAUACACAGAAGAGGACAUUCUGAAGAUUCAUCAUAGUGUGGAUAUCUACCAGUACCUCCGUUUCAUCACCAGAACCAUCACAGACAGCAGGAGACUGACGACCAUUGCAUUCAGCGACAUGAACCCGUUUCCUUUCAAGCUGCUCCGUCAGAGACGGGCCCUGCACCUUCAGUGUGUGCAUGUACAGUUGAGUGAGUUAGAGCGUAUCCAGAGGAAGCUGGGUAGAGAGCGACGCCAGCACAAGGACAGGGAGGGGGCCACAUGAGCUCUGGAUAAAAGGCUCUGGCCAGAUUCCAAUCGGAACUUUUACCUCCUGCCUCCUGUUACUCACUUAUCCCAGUAGAUAUUGUAGGUUUGUAAUUUCUUGUUUGAUGUUUUCAAUGUUCAUGUUUUAUUGUCACGUGCAUAAAUACAGUGAAAUGCC